AUGACGGAACACGAUCAAUCGCUCUCGCGAUCCGGUCGCAUCAUGACCGCUCUAUCUCACACCCUAGAGGAACUCGGUCUUGUUACAAUGUACCACUCCACCCGAGACGUCAAGUUCCUCUGCGCCCAGCGCUUCGUGCGGCUCUUCGCGUAUGGCGGGUCAACACUCAUUCUCGCGUCGUACCUAUCAGCCAUUGGCAUCGCGGAUGAUAAGAUUGGGCUGUUUAUGACCCUCACCCUAGUCGGUGAUGUGGUUAUUAGUUUCUUCCUUACGCUGUUCGCGGAUGCGAUGGGUCGCAAGGCGGUUUUGGCGUUGGGAUCGGCGUUGAUGGCUGGUAGUGGCGUUGUUUUUGCCAUGUCGGGGAAUUAUUGGGUGCUUCUUGCUGCGGCGGUGUUUGGUGUUAUUAGUCCGAGUGGGAACGAGAUUGGACCCUUCCGUGCUGUGGAGGAGUCUACUCUCGCUCAUCUCACUCCGCAUGAGAAGUUGCCCGAUGUCUUUGCGUGGUACUCGCUGGUCGGUACCGCGGGUACUGCACUCGGCCAGUUGAUUUGCGGUUGGACCAUCAGCUCGCUGCAGAACCUGCACGGAUGGGCUUUUAUUCCAUCAUGCCGAAUCAUCUUCUUCGUGUAUGCGGGCGUUGGUAUCGUCAAGCUUAUCCUCACGUUGGCACUGACUCAUAAGGUCGAGACGGCCAAGAAGCAGAAGGCGCGUGAGCAGCAGAAUGGCGAAACUCGACCACUGCUGGCUGAUUCUGCGCCUGCUGAGCAAGAGGCUGUGCCGAAGAAGAGGUCCCUCUUUGCAUCCAUUGAGAAGGAUCUUUGGUCGCUAGUGAUUCGAUUGUUUAUCCUGUUCGGCAUCGACUCGUUUGCGUCGGGUCUCGCAUCUCUCUCCUGGAUGACAUACUUCUUCCACCGCAAGUUCAGCUUGCCCGAAGGCGAGCUGGGUACCAUCUUCUUCGUGACUAGCUCCAUCGCCGCAGCAUCCAUGCUUGUCGCGUCCUCGAUCGCCAAGCGUAUCGGCAAUGUGAAGACAAUGGUCUUCACACACUUGCCCUCGGCAAUCUGUCUAGCCCUCAUCUCCGUCCCCAACAGCCUCCCACUAGCACUAACAUUCCUCGUUCUCCGCGCAUGCUCUCAAAACAUGGACGUGGCCCCACGCUCCGCCUUCCUCGCCGCAGCACUCCCCUCCGACAAGCGCACCGCCAUCAUGGGCGCUGUCAACGUGGUCAAGACUACCAGCCAGAGUCUGGGUCCCCUUCUUACAGGCAUCCUUGCGCGUAAUAACAUGUUUGGCGUGUCGUUCAUUAUCGCCGGUUGCUUGAAGGUUACCUAUGAUCUGGGCAUGUUGGUGAGCUUUGCCGGCAAGGAGGCGGAAAAGCGGAAGCAGGUUGCUCGUGAGGCCAAUGGGGAUGAGGAGGAGACUCGUUAG
Penicillium cataractarum is the source of this 1428-nucleotide messenger RNA. RefSeq names its product putative MFS transporter. Gene Ontology annotation, cellular component: fungal-type vacuole membrane. Lineage: Eukaryota; Fungi; Ascomycota; Eurotiomycetes; Eurotiales; Aspergillaceae. The transcript is spliced from 4 exons. Gene Ontology annotation, molecular function: transmembrane transporter activity. Gene Ontology annotation, biological process: transmembrane transport. The record is from RefSeq and is a predicted model, not a curated record. Bases 1 to 1428 code for a protein of 475 amino acids.